Alternaria postmessia is the source of this 1506-nucleotide messenger RNA. RefSeq lists its product as uncharacterized. Bases 1 to 1506 code for a protein of 501 amino acids. The record is from RefSeq and is a predicted model, not a curated record. NCBI's taxonomy places the organism in Eukaryota, Fungi, Ascomycota, Dothideomycetes, Pleosporales, Pleosporaceae. Gene Ontology annotation, molecular function: zinc ion binding; DNA binding. The transcript has 2 exons. Gene Ontology annotation, biological process: DNA-templated transcription.
AUGUACUUUCCCCUGUUCAAUAGAACCGUGUUUCAGAUGCGACUGGAAACUACAUACUCGCGAAAGGGCGACUUCAUUGACGAAUGCAAGGACAUGGGAUGGCUAAUCUCACUGGCUUUGGUCCUGUCUUUCGGUUGCCAGCAAUCAAGAGCAAAUGAUGUCGACCAAAUGCAAGCGCUCCGCCGCAAGCUUGUUGUUUUCGCCAAAACCUACUUCCGUGUACUUUUGACGGCGACGCAAUUAGAGAACGUUCAGGCACUUGUCCUUCUCAACAUGCACCAUCACAACGUUGGACAAAAGAGCAGUUCGUGGUUACUGAUUGGUCUUGCUGCACGCAUGGCAAUCACCAUGGGAAUGCAUCGCGAUAGCUCGAAUCUACAGUUUGAACCCAUCGAAUGCAACGUGCGCCGGCAAGUAUGGUGGUCCAUCUACAUAUUUGAGAAGAUACUGUGUGGUAUAUUGGGUCGUCCUACGGGAAUUGACGACAGAGAGGUAGCGAUGAAGGUUCCCGACGCACCAAUGCUCGAGCAAACGCGCAUCACCGCAAUUUUCAUGAACCUCUGCUCCGACCUCGUGUCUUUGUCGUACCGUAUCCGACAACGUGCAUACUUCGACAAGACCUCGUCCGAAGAGCGAUCGCCGACGCUGGCUGUUGCCAUGACCCUACUCCGCGAAUGCGACAACUUCUACGCGAACAUCCCUCCACACAUGUCCCUUGAUCAAGCCCCAGGAGGUACAGACUCGAAGGCAAUGAUUCUGUUGCUGCACAUGUACUACUAUUAUACACGCUGUGUCAUCUCCCGAGACUUUCUCAUACAAAAAGUCGAGAGCAACGUCUGCUUCUUGGAGAACAAAGCGUUACCGGCUUCUGAGGAUUGGCCAUCGACUCUAAUACUUGCGGAAGACUGUGUUGACUCGGUGCACAAGAGUCUCCAGUGCAUCACAAUUGGGAUAGAUCUUGGUAUCUUCGAGAUCAUGGGCUACUCGUGGUUAGACUUUUUCUUUGUAUUCCAUGCCGUCUUGAUAGUAUGCGCAGACUUCCUCGCUCGACCCAAAGGUCAAACAGAUUCACCUAGAGACAUCGAGCGCAAAGCGACGGUGUGCACUGUCCUCGAGCAGGUCCGUGGAAUGCAGCAAAAGCUCCCAUCCACAUACAAAACCUUGGGUCAAAUUGCGCUGCAGUUCGCCAGGAUAACCGGUGUUACCCAAGACAGUGAUUCACCAACGAUACAAGACGCACCAGCCGAUGCGUCUCUAGAAUCUGUUGUGGAUAUGGCACAUGAGGAAAGCAACGACCAAGUCGGCAUGCUUGACAUAGGAGGCGAUUGGUACACGGAUGCGACAGCAGAUCUAGGGUUAGAUUUCUUCGACCUGGGCCAAGCGACGCAUCCGGUGACAUUCCCUAUCAUGGAUCCUCCAACACGUUCUGAGAACGCGGGCGAUCCGACGGGUGACGUUGUAGAUGAUUGGACGGACAGGGCGCUAAAGGGGAUGCACACCCUUUAG